AUGAGCGAAGAGACUAACGGGGUUUCUCCCGAGAAUGCGGAGCGAUGCGCCAUCGGAUUAUCAUUUGGAAACACUAACAGCUCCAUUGCGUAUACAUCACCAGAGGGAAAAGCAGAAGUCAUAGCUAAUGAGGAGGGAGAUCCUACUCCUUGCCAUGCGUCUGCUCCCCCCCAAUUGCAUGAUUCCACGGUAGCCUUUACAAUCCACGAUACCACAAAUGCAGAGCCUAGCACAGUGACCGUCUCAGAAAUAACCACCCGCCACCUUCGUGGUCUCCGACGGUCUGCAUCGGAAUUCCUAGGAAAAGACCCCGUUGCUUUCCUACUUGCAUAUGACGCUCGCCCUGAGGCUGUAGUGAAGGACAAGCUAGUCGUGGUGGCUGAUUUUGGAGGCACGAGAUCAGACGUUGCUGUCAUUGCAACGCGGGGCGGAAUGUACACCAUCCUUGCAACUGCUCAUGAUUAUGAGCUGGGAGGCGCCCAAUUGGACCAAGUUUUGAUUGAUCAUUUUUCCAAGGAGUUCAUAAAGAAGCAUAAGGUGGACCCAAGGGAAAAUGCUAGGAGUUUGGCCAAACUGAAAUUAGAAGCGGAACUAACCAAGAAAUCUUUAAGUCUGGGUACCAAUGCCACUCUGAGCAUAGAAAGUCUUGCGAGUGGAGUUGACUUCAGCUCUACUGUCAACAGAACAAGAUAUGAGCUUCUGUCCGGCAAAGUGUUUGCAAACUUUACUCGGCUUAUCGAAGAGUCCGUGAAAAAGGCUGAUCUUGACAUCCUUGAUAUUGAUGAGGCUAUCCUCUGCGGAGGAACAUCCCACACCCCAAAGAUCGCACGGCUCGUUCAAUCUCUUUUCCCCGCCACAACAACAGUGCUUGCACCAGUCACAUCGCCAACCGCCAUCAACCCAUCCGACCUGUCCGCUCGAGGCGCGGCCAUCCAAGCCUCCCUAAUCGAAGAAUUUGAAAAGGAUGACAUCGAGCAAUCGACCCACCCAAUGGUCACCGUCACCCCCCACCUCGAAAAAGCCAUCGGCAUCCAACUCAUCUCCGCAACAGAUGACGCACACGCCAUCUUCAAACCGCUCCUCAAUGCCGAGACGGCCCUCCCCGCCCGACGCACUGCCCGAUACGCAGUCCCCAAGGCCGGCGGCGACGUCCUCGUCCGUGUCUGCGAAGGCAUUCGCGAGAUCAAGGUUACGAAAGCGGAUCCCAAGUGGAAGCAGCUCGCCAAAGAAGCAGGCGGCGAGAACGACAAUGAGGACGUCGAUUCAGACUUCGACUCCGAUGAUGACGAUGAUGAUGAGGAGGAGGAGGAGGAGAUUCGAGAAGUGGUCUGGAAGGUCUCGAAACCUAUUGCGGAAUUUGCCAUCAGGGGCGUCAAGGCCAAUGGGAAAGUGGAGGUGAUGGUAGGCGUGAGCGAGCAGCUGGCUGUCCAAAUAAUGGGUCGGGAAGUUGGUGGAAAGGAUGGUGUUCGGGUUCUGGUGGAUGCGCCUAAGCCGGUGGAGAAUGGAAGUACAUAA
Histoplasma mississippiense is the source of this 1515-nucleotide messenger RNA. RefSeq lists its product as hypothetical. Gene Ontology annotation, cellular component: cytoplasm. The coding region runs from base 1 to 1515 and encodes 504 amino acids. NCBI's taxonomy places the organism in Eukaryota, Fungi, Ascomycota, Eurotiomycetes, Onygenales, Ajellomycetaceae. The transcript has 5 exons. Gene Ontology annotation, biological process: regulation of translational fidelity; cytoplasmic translation; protein refolding. The record is from RefSeq and is a predicted model, not a curated record. Gene Ontology annotation, molecular function: ATP binding; ATP-dependent protein folding chaperone; misfolded protein binding.